Cinara cedri is the source of this 11231-nucleotide messenger RNA. The record is from the annotation of a GenBank genome assembly. Lineage: Eukaryota; Metazoa; Arthropoda; Insecta; Hemiptera; Aphididae.
GUGUAAUGUAUUAACGUCUGAUUACAGGACUGAUAGGAUAAGCGUCACGCCGGCACUGCUAUAAUACCUAAGUAUGUGUUUACUUAUUGCUACAUACUACAUAGUGUAUUUUUUAUCAUUCCGGCAUCCAACCGCCCGGUUGGGCCACGUAAAAAAUCUCAAAGAUACGAUACAAGAUAAUUUUGAUUUUCGUAAUUUUGUACAUUUUCAUAAUUUUUACAAUAAUAUUAUGUUUCGUCGUUACCAAUUGUACAAUUUUUGACAAUAUACAUUCACUGCUACUGACCUAACUGGUUUAGGUACCAUCUAGAAAGUUAAAUAUUAUACCUAACACUUAACAAUAACGAUUUGAAGCUGGUGAAAACCAUAGUUCGUAAGUACCUAUUACUUGAAUUUGUAUUCAAUAUCAUUACAAAAACCAUAAACCAUACUUCAACCCAAUGUCUAAACUAGUAAUUCACAAGACAAAAAAAGUUGGGGUUUUCGGGUAUUUGGGUUUCUAAAGUAUAUUCUAGGGGGCUAUAUAAACCACAAAAAUAUUCUCGAGGAAAAUAAUAAUUAGGAAGUGUUAUUUGCAUGUAAUGAGUUUUUCUUUUUCAGAAACAUAAAUAUAAUUUGUUCAGAACUCUUGAUCCUUUAGGUACAACCUAAAUAUAUAAUAUUAUAUAUUUGUGUAUAUUAAUUAUAAAACCCUCCCAAAGAUGAGAACCCCAAAUCGCUAUUAAAAAUACAUCAACUCCCCCCCCCCUAGUUAAAAAAAAUAUUGAUGAAUUUACCCAAAAGUAAAUUAAAAGGCAUUUGUCUACAGAAAUAAAAUAUGAAGAAACCCUAGUCAUUAUUUUUAUUAUAUUUUGUAGAUAUAUAAAUUGCAUAUUAAACAUAAAUUAGUAAUACAACUAAAUUUUUUAAAUAUUAUCAACUAGUAUUUAAUUAUUUGGUCAUUUUUCUAACCUUAUUAUUUUGUAAAUAUAUUAGUAAAAUAAUGUUACAAAAAUAAGUUAUAUGGUAAAAAUAUGAAACCCUAAAAAAGGUUUUUCUUUUCUUCCAUCCCUUGUUUAAAAAAGCUUUUUACCAUAUCAGAAUUUGUAUGACUAUUCUUUUAGAUUCUAAGUAGAGCGAAGAAGCUUAUGGUUCUACAAAGAUGUUUAUUUUUUUUUUCUGUGAACAACUUUUGUACCAGGAAUUUUGUUCCAUCUUUUAAUGAUAGUCAUUUUUCUAAAUUGAUAUUUCACUUCAUAGGUACUUUAGAUUUAGAUAAGUUGUUUUUUGGUUUUUUUCAGAGUUUUCUCAACAAAUGUGAAAAACUGGGAAAAAGCAUAGAAAAACUGGGGAAAUCGGUACAAAAUUAAGCAAAUAUUAUUAAAGAAAAUAUAUAGAGCCUAUUUAUUUAUUUUACUAUAAUAUGGCAUAUACAAGGUGAUAAAUCUGUCAUAAGACACUCAUUAUCUCGGAAAAUAUUUUAUUUUUUUGAUAUGUUUUACAGACAAUUUUAUAAACAAGCAGCUCUAAAAAUUUUAAUUUAUGUUAUUUUUUUUACCCUAAUUUUUGGAGUUGAAAGUGCUAUCUACUUUUGAUUUUUAAAUGAUAACUUAUAUUAAAAAUUCCAUGAAUAAGUGGAGUAAAAAUUAAAAUAAAUUUUGGUGUUUAAAUUUUUAAUUUCCAUAAAUUCGUUGACGAAACAUUCCACUUUUAAGUUUGGAUCGGGGGAGAGUAGUGUAGCAUCAUUUGUGUGGUCACAUAGCGUUUUAUAAAUGAACCAUUACUCUCCCCGAUGCAAACUUAAAAGUUGAAUAUUUCAUCAACGAACUUGCGGAAAUUAAAAAUUUAAACACCAACAUUUAUUUUAACUACUACUUCAUAUAUUUAUGAAUUUUUAAAUAUAGGUUGCUAUUUGAAAAUCAAAAUUAGGUAGUCGUUUCACCCCCAAAAAUUAGGAUAAAAAAAAAAAUGUGAAUGAUGUAAAUGUUAAAUUUUAGAACAGCUUGUUAUAUCUUGUUUCUUAAAUGUUCUUUAACAUAAAUUUUCGAAAAAAGUUUACACCUUCCGAGAUAAUAAAUAAAUUGACCACCCCAUAUAUUGUUAGCACUAUCAACUAAACUCCACUCAGAAUAAUUUUUUCGUAAGCCAUGGUUUAUCGUUGCUUACAGGUAUACAUUAAAUUACCCUUAACAGUGGCUUCACCCAUCCCCAUUAUCCUAGAACAUCUUUUUUUACAAUAUUUCUAAAAUAAGUUAAUACAAUUGUUGUAUUAACUGUUGUAGGUAAAAACUUAAAAAGGUAUAAUAUACAGAGUCGUUCAAAUUUCACGAUACAGUCGAAUUUGUCAUGAAAUACUUAUUAAAAAAAAAAAGAUUAUGUGGAAAGUUUUUGGAAUUAUAUAUUCUAAAAUGUUACAUAUUACUUAUUUUUGGUUGUGAAACCUACUUUUUAAAUGGCAACCUUUAUUAAAAAUUCCAGAAAUAAAUAGAUUAUAAGUUUAGAUCCAUUUUUGUGUUAAAAUUAUUGAUUUCCAUUAACCUGUUAAUGAAAACUGUUCAUGGAUCAUUAUUGUAACUUGUAGAUGAUAAUUUGGGAAAGUAGGAGAAUAGGAUAGUUAAUUUAGUUUCGUAUGCAAUGAUAAAUCAUUAAAAUUAAAAACAAUUGUGAGUGCUGACCACUUACUAUUUGUGAUAGAUUUAAAUUUAAAACUAUUGAUUUGUCAGUACAUAGUAGAUUUUGAAAUAUUACACUCAGCUUUUAAAUUCUGAGUGGAAUGAAAAAGCUUAUAGUUUUACAAAGAUACUUAUUUUUUUUAAUCUGUGGACAACUUUCUUACCAGAAAUCUUGCUCCGAUUUUUAAGUGUAACAUCUUUUCUGAAAGAAAAUCAGAUUGGAUUUCCCCUCUACUACCUUCCCAACUUUUCACCAUCUCAUGACAAAUUGUUAUUAGAAUUAUUAAUUAUCAAAUUGUUGAGAAGAUUUACAUAACUAUGGUAUUUAAUUAUUUACCUAAUUCGAAUAGGGUAUAGUAUAUUAGUUUAAUAGUUGACCAUUUAGUUUGGUUAUUAUACAUAAUCAAUGCCUAAUAUUUAUUUGUUAAAACAAAUUAUUUACAGAUAGUAUUGAGAAUGCGCUUGUUGUUACUGUUUCCACUUUUACAAGUAUUGUAUGCUUUGGACAGUAAUUUAAUUCCAAAAAGUUCUGACGAUAAUUCACCAUGCAAAAGUUGUAAAGUAUUAGUUGAAUCAUUUGAGAAGGUAAUGUCUAAAACAAUUUUGUUUUAUAUACAUAGGAUAUACUAACAAUUAUCUAAAAAUUAAAGUAAUAAGUAAAUCUUUCUGAGUAAUUAUAUUUAUUAUAAUAUAUGCAUAACAACAAUAUACUUUUUAGGGCCUUGAUAGAACUAAAAAUGAUCACUUUGGUGGUGGAAAUACAGCGUGGGAAGAGAAAAAUCUUUUGACUUAUUCAAACAGUGAAGUAAGAUUUGUAGAAAUUCAUGAUUCAUUGUGUACUGAAACUUCUAAAAACCAAGAUAUGGUAAGAGUAAAUUCUAAAAAUAUAGAAUAGAGAUUAGAUGUCAUAAUUUUUAUUUUUUGUAGUGUUUUCAUUUAUCUGGUGAAUAUGAACAUCACUUAAAAGAAUGGUGGACAAAUGGCCGCAAAGAAGAUUUAUAUCAAUGGUUUUGUAUAAACAGAUUAAAAGUAUGUUGUCCACCAAAAUAUUAUGGACCAGAUUGUUUACCAUGUAAAGGAUAUCCAAAUGUUUGUAAUUCACAUGGAACCUGCAAGGUAAUUUAGUUUUAAUGUUUAAUAAUUAUUUAACAGUGUUUAAAAUAAAUUAUUUUACAGGGUGAUGGAACUCGAGAGGGUAAUGGGUUGUGUAAAUGUAAUAGUGGCUAUAGUAGUGACAACUGUGAUCAAUGUGCAAAUGAUUAUUUUGCCAUUAUAAAAAAUGAAACUCUUACUUGUAAAAAAUGUCAUAAAUCCUGCAAAAACGGAUGUAAAGAUUCUGGACCAAAAGGUAUUAUAUACACUUAUAGAGGGAAAAAAACAUGAACUAUAUUAAAUUAUUCUUUGUAUUAAAAAUAUUUAAAGUUUCUCAAGGAGAUCUGACAAUUAACUAAUGCAAUAAAUUUUGUUCUGUUCAAUAUGUUUGAGAUUUUUUUUAAUACCAGAAUCAUGCACUAUAAUUAUACAUUUUAUGUAUUUUUACAAAAAUAAAAAGUCACUAUACGAGUAUAAAUAAAUUUUGAUUCUAAAAAUGUUUACUAAUAAUGAGUUGUUUAUUUUCUAUAAACUGGUUUGAGUUUAUGAUUACUAAAAUUAUUUUCAUUGCCACUAUAAAAAUAAUAUCAAUUUAUUUUCUCAUAAAAAAGUAUUUACAGUAAUAUGCAUGGUAGAUGAGAAGUGGAGAAGGUAAGAUAAAGAGGAAAAUUAAAUUUAUACCUGUACCCAAAUGAAAACCACUUGUUAAAUCAAAAAAUUACCUCCUUAAAGCUAAAAGUUGUUCAUAGAUCAAAAAAAAAAAAGGAAAAACAUUGUAAAACCAAUACAUUCCUCAUCACAUGCAUUUGUAAACUAGAAAAUUAACAACUCAUAAUUAGUAAACACCAGUAACUCAACAAUUUUUCUUAAAAUAAAUUAAUAAGAUGAACUCUUUUGAAAAAAAAAUGUAUACAUAAUAUAAGAAUUAUAUUAAAUAUUACAAAAGAAACAACUUUAAAAUAUUAAUCAGAACUGAAGUUAUUUCAUUUUUCAGAACUUUAUGGGACAUUAUAAAAUUGUUUAUUAUUUAUUGUCUUAUAUGUUUAUAUAUUUAACUAACCAGGUAUAUAUUAGUAUUUUAGAUUUCUUUCUUUUAUAUUUAGGUUGCAAUGAAUGUAAAGAUGGAUGGGUGUAUACAGAUGAAAUUAAUGGUUGUGUUGAUAUUAAUGAGUGUUUAGAGCAAGGUGUUUGUACUUCAGAACAUUUUUGCUUUAAUAAUGAAGGCUCCUAUUCUUGUUUAAGUAAGUGACAAUACAGUGUGAUCACGAUUUAAGGUAACACUAAAUAUCUCUGGUGGAUGACCUUGUAUUGAAAUGGGGUUUUCGGGAGGUGAUAGGGAGUACCUUAAUACAUAUUUUUAGAUAAAUUUCAAAUUUUUAACACUUGGUGUGCGCAUGCGCAACACAACUUACAUUUUUUUAAAUGGAAACACUAUUUUUUUUUUCUACAUAUUCGGAUAGAUUAUUUUUUUUUAAACAUUUUUUGUAUACAAAAUAUUUUUAUAUUAACAAAACUGACCAAGAUAGAGUAGGUAAAAAUUUGGAUUUAUGCAUAAUUCGUGUUAAAUGAAAUUUUAAUUUAUAAACACUGAAUUUAUAAAAUAAGUUUGAAAUAAUUAAACAUUAUUUUAAGUGUAUGGUAUUUCGUCAACUGUAUUAAUUAAAUAUUUUAAUAACAAAUUAAAUUUUUAAAAAAAUGUAUCUUAUGAAUUGCUCAAAGUUUUCACCAUCAUGUUCUAAACAUGAUCCAAGUCGUCUCAAAAAUUCAGUCGAAGUUGCAUCCUUGAUUUGGUCCUCACUUAAAAUAUCACAUGCUGCCUGUAUUUUAUUUUUUAAGUCCUGAAGAUUGACAGGUGGAUCUGAAUAAACCACAGUCUUCAAAUAUCCCCAUAAAAAAAAAUCCAAUGGCGUCAAAUCUGGGGAUCGUGCAGGCCAUAAGUACCAAUACAGCGGUUUGGAAAUAUUUGAUCUAAAUGUCUUCUAACGAUAAUUGCUUUGUGGGCUGGUGCUCCAUCUUGCUGGAAAACAUGUUCCUGUGUGUCUAAUGAAACAUCAUCCAACAGUCUUGGUAGUUCAUUGGUUAAGAAAUUAAAAUAUCGUCUGCCAUUAAGCGUACCAUCAUAAAAGAACGGUCCUAUUAGCUUUCCACCAACUAACCCACACCAUACAUUGAUUCCCCAGAUUUGAAAAUUAGUUUCAUGUGACCAGUGUGGAUUUGUGUUAUCCCAGUAUCGAUUAUUUUGUUUAUUCAUAAUGCCAUUGUUAGUGAAUUUUGAUUCAUCAGUCCAAAGAAUUUGAUUGACAAUCAAAGGGUUAUCAUAAAAUUUAAUAUUGAACCAAGCUAUAAACUCCAACCUACGAAUAGAAUCUCCUGCGCGCAAAUGUUGGACAAAAUCUAUUUUAUAUGGGUGCAUUUUGUGUUUUUUAGAAUUUUUUGAACAUAACCAUAUGAAACUCCAAUUUUGCGAGCAACAUGAGCUCUUAUGUAUGCUAGUACCUAUAAUUCUGUAUCGUCAUCAAACAUAUUUGCUCUAUGCAUUUGUUGAAUUAUUUGUCUGCCAGGAAAUCUUCCUUCCUCAUUUAACCCUUGUAAAAGUCGUAACACAUAAUUAUAAGGUGGAUGGUAUCUUUCUGGGUAUCGUUCGGCAUAUGUCAUAGCAGCUAGGCAUACAUUAUGUUGACAUUCGCCAUAAAUUAAAACCAAUUCAACUUUUUCAGCGUUAUUCAUAUUUAAAAAAUUAUAAUUUAUAGGAGCACUUAAUAAUAACUAGACAUUCACGACUUACACGAGUACACACUUGAUUAUCUUAUCAUUAUUAGAGCUAUUGUUAAAUAAAAUAAAAUUCCAUUAUAAAAAUAGUUAAAAUUGUUAUCGUAUUAUAGCAGUUUACUGAACAAAAAUGAUGACAUAAUACUCAAGAUAUUCAUUCUAGUGAUCAACAGUACUUUUAAAUUAUUAUUUGUAAACAGAUAAUGUAAUUGGUUAUUUAUUUUUAAAUUAAACAUUUAUUUGUUACUUAUUUUAUUAAUUCAGUGUUUAUAAAUUAAAAUUUCAUUUAACACGAAUUAUGCAUAAAUCCAAAUUUUUACUUGCUCUAUCUUGGUCAGUUUUGUUAAUAUAAAAAUAUUUUGUAUACAAAAAAUGUUUAAAAAAUAAUAAUCUAUCCGAAUAUGUAGAAAAAAAAAUAGUGUUUCCAUUUAAAAAAAUGUAAGUUGUGUUGCGCAUGCGUACACCAAAAGUGUUAAAAAUUUGAAAUUUAUCUAAAAAUAUGUAUUAAGGUACUCCCUAUCACCUCCCGAAAACCCCAUUUCAAUACAAGGUCCAUCCACCAGAGAUAUUUAGUGUUACCUUAUAUCGUGAUCAACUGUACAUUGCUUAUUAUUGUAUUUUUUUUUUCUAUGAAAUUUCAUUGUUAUAAGGUUGUGAUCAAUCAUGUAAAGACUGUUAUGGUGAGGGAAAUGAAAUGUGUUAUAAUUGUGCACCUGGAUAUACUAUGAAAAAUAAAAAAUGCUUAGGUAAAUUUUGUUUGUAUUAUUUAUUUUAAUUUAUGAUAAUAGUUUUUCAAUUCUACCAAAUAUGUGUAUAUUAUGCUUAAGCAGUAGUAAGAACCUAUCAUUUUAAUUCUUUUUAUAGCAUGUAUAACAUUAAUGCUUUAGUAAUGAUAGUGUUUUGCACGAUUUUUACAUUGUAGAUGCUAGUGAAGGUUAUGAAGUUGAAGAGAAAUCAGAGUAAGUAAUGUUUAAUAAUAAAAUAAUGAAGUAAAAAGAAAAUUAUUAAAAUGGUUAAUACUCAUAAAUAAAUAUAUAAAUAUUUAUUAUGACUUAAACACAACUUAAAAUCCUAUUUUACAUAUUGAUACUGUGAUAUCUGAUAUAUCUGAUGAUGAAUUUUUAAUUCAAAACAAGUUGUAUAAUACACUUAUCAUUUACACUUUAAUUAAUUAAGUUUUUAUUUAUAUAUUUAAUGUUUUUACAUAGUAAAUUUAUAAAACUUUUUUCUAUAUUAUAUAAUAUUAUGUAGCAUACAUUUAGUGAAAUUGUUAUUUUAAUGAAAUGGAAACUAUUUUUAACACUGAAAUAAAAAAUGGUUUGACUUUUUUAUUUAAUUUGAUUUUUGCUUCAAAUUCCAUUUUUACACUCUUUAUUCCACACCAACUUUGUGCCAGAUUUAAUUUUAUUAUAGCUAUCAAGUCAAUGAUAUUAUUAGAUGUAUUUAGGUAGAGUAUAAAGACUAAAGAAGAAUAUAGAUCAUCUAUUAUAGUAAAAAUAUUGUUUUCCUAAACAUUUUUAAAAUUAAAAUAAUUAACAUGUAAAUAAUUAUAGUUAAAUUUUAUGGUACACAAAAUGAAUGGUCAAAUGGUUAAAUAAAAACAUAACACUAUGAAAUGUUUGUACUUAUUUCAUAGAUUUUUAUCAUCUUUCAUGAAUUUCAACUAUAAAAAUAUCUAUUUUUUAUAUAAUAAAAUGAAAAAUUCACUAAGUGGAUGCUACAUAUAAACAAUUGAUACUUCAUGGUAUUCACUAUAGCAUAAAUUACAGUUUUAUUAAUAGAAAGAGAUAAAUUAUUACUUUUAAAAAUUAACAGAUUUAUACAUUUCAAUUAAGUGUAAUAAUAUAAUUUAAUAAAUUUUACAUACUAAGACAUAUAUAUUUUACUAAAUACUUUUAUGUACAUUUCAAAAGUGUAAUUUUCUAUAUUGCACAUUUUAGCUAUUUUAUUAACAUAUUAUUUUAAUUAAAUUAAUCAAACACUUUUAAUACCAUAAAUAAUUUGUUACCACAUGUAUGCCAUUUUUUUUUCAACCAGUAAUAGAUUGGUUUACAAUGUUUAACUUCAUCCUUCAUUUUUUACAAUCUUCUUUAUAGCUACAAGUGUAAAACAAAUUUUUAAACCAUGUGAAAAUAUUCAAAAGCUUACAUUUUUUUUUUUUUUUUUUUUUACUAUAAGAGUACAGGUUAAAAAUUAAUAUUUUUCCAAUAAUUAUUAUGUAUCUGUUGUAAUAUCCUCAAAUUUUGGUAUGUACCAUUGGUGAGAUAUUUUUUAAUUUUUCUUAUACUUUUCUCAAUAAUAGUAGUAAAAUAAAAUUAAAAUUAAAAAUAAAAACAAUUUGUCAAUUUUAAAAUAAUCAAAAAAUAUUUAACUAGUAGAAUUGUUUUUAGUUUCAAUUACAGUAUAUUAACUGAUUAACCUUAUAAUAUAUUCUAACUUUUCAAUAAAAAAAAAGUUAUCUAUUUCUAUCAUAUAGCAGUGAAGUUCACUUCUUUUUUGUUGAAAAGUAUUGUUGAUAAAGUCUGCAAGACAUACUUUAAAUUGCAUGAGAUUCCUGAAAUUUGAGAAGUCUAUGCUAGAACAAGGUUGCACCACCACCAGCAUCUUUAGAAUUAGUCAAUGGUCAUGGCAUUCAAUUUAAAAUUUCAGUCAUUUGGCAUUUCUAUGCUAGAUAGUAUACAUAUGGUGAAACUGGCAAUAGAAAUGACAAUUUAAAAACAUGGUGGUGGGGGGAGGUUCUAACCAGUAAAUUGACAUUGGGGCUGGUUUCUGGAUAUCUAUUGUACCACACAGAGAUGGAUAAUAACUAUAACUAUAACUGAGGCAAGCAGUUCAUGUACUACACACUGUUGAAGAAAGAAGAUGUACCAGUUUUUUUCAGAAAAUAUAUCCACAUGGUGAACAUUAUAAAACCUUUUUACAACUGGGUGUUUCUUUUUAUCAAAUCAUUUAACAGGAUAUCAGACUACCAGAAUCAACAAUGGUCACUAGUAGUGGUCAACAUCAUAGGGUUGAAUACUUGGUCAAAUGGUGCUGAUUAUCAGGUGUGAGAUGAGCUAUUAUAUGCAACAGCAUUUUAAUCAGAAAAUUAGUAUACAUUUUUUAUGAAAUCUGAUCUAUUACUAUCUGCAGUCUUCUUCGGCCAUAAUGCACAGGAUCUUGGCCUUGUUCACACAUCUGGCUGGUUUUUGCCAUGAAACUGUUCAUCAACCUACCAAAAGAGACUCAUGUUGGCUGCCAGAGAUUAUGUGGGCAUCAAUGAAGGCUACCAGUUUUGGGGUGGCAGCUGUAAUCAAUGAGGAGAUGCUGGAUGGUAUAUCAGACUUAUUAGUAGCAUUCAAGCUACUAGAGCCAUACUGAACACAUGUACUUUCUUAUUCCCAAAAGUUGGCUAACUGCAUUUUUAACUGACUCUAAAAAAUUGAGGCUAUAUAUUCAACAUAUAUGUUUCCUGUUUAAGAAACUAGCAUAAACUAUAAGUGUAAGAUUGAAGAGUUUUACAAGAAAAUAAGCAAGUUAAAAUUAAAAAAAAAAAGUCUUUGGAAGAUAAUAUUUGACUUAAUAUUCAUAUUGCUAUUAGAAUACAUUACUCUUCCUGUAGUGUUACUAAUAGCAAUAUAAACAUACAGCAGAAGAAAAUAAUAGAUCAUCACUAAAACAAGAUAAUCUGUCAUUAUUUAUUCACUUUAUCAACAAAAAAAUGAUAUUUUACAAAAUAUAAGUUUUAAACAGUCUUUUAUAACAUUUUAAUCAUUAAAGUAAAAAAAAAAAUACUUUUAUGUGAAAAAACUUAAUUAUGGUAUUAUUGUUAUUAUUAUACUUUGUUCCGGUUAACUUAUAUAUUUUUGUAUUAGUAUUCAAAAAUGGCAUUUAUGUAUAAUAAUUUAUUAGUUAUCUUUUUAAAAGCAAUUUUUAAUGUACACACAAAAAGUUAUAUCAAAAGUGUAUUUUAUUGAAAAGCUAUUAGUUUUACUAAAAUAUGUUUUUCUUACCAAAAAACACUUUAUGGCUGGUAAAACUGCUUCAAAUUAUUUACAUUGUAUCUUAAAGGAUGAGGAUUUGUCACCUGAUAAUACCAUAUUUAAAAAAACAAUCUGUUUUUGUUUUUAUUAUUUUAAUAAUAAUAUUUUAAAUAGUUUAUUUAGUUCAAUUAUUCAUUAAACAUAUUAUUUAAAAAUAUAAAUAUUCUAUUUCAGUGAACAUGGAAAGAAAGAACUCUGAUCAGUCUCGGUACAUAACAUAUGGAGGUCUAGGAAUAGCAACAGUAAUUAUUUUCAGAAUGAAUACAACUAUUGCAAGUGUUCUUGGAAUAUUAAUAGCAAUGUAUAUUAUGAUAAUUGAAUUUCUUAUAAAUGAAUUAUAUAAAUCUUGAUUUUAUAUUAUUAUUUUCAAUUAACGUCUCCAUUAAUUUCUCUUUUAUUACUGAAUAUAAAUUAUUUAGUAAAUAAUAUUGUUUAAGUCCAUAUUUAAUCUAACUAAAGAAACAUAAUAGUUUCAGUAAUUUAUUUCUAAUAUAUUGUAUACAUUUAGAAUGUUCCAUAGAGUUUAAACUACUAAAGAACUACAGCUAUUUUUUAAAAUGUGUUCUAAAUAAAUGAAUAUCGGUAUCUUGUACAUUUAUUAAAUUAUUAAACAACUGUUCUUUUACUUAAAUAUUUAUUACCAUGCACUAAAUAUAAUGUAUAAUAAUAUUAAAUACUUGUAUAUCUAUCUCAAUAC